CUCGUCCGUGGCUGCUUUACUGCCUAUACACCGCUGCGCUCUUUUUCUCCGUACCUCUGUCACUGGCUGUUUGGUACAUCAGAAGGGAACUUAUCCAGGAGACAACAGUCGUCGGCGACACUCAGCUCGGUGGCCUCUCCAGUAGAUCCUCCGAGAACGUCGGUGUCGAUACCGCCGCCGUCAAGCGCGAGUUUGAAAUCCGCGUUGACCACUAAGAUGCACGUGGUGAUUAUCCACCCUGAGCAGUGGAAUGGGGGAUCGGAUCGGUGUACAGUAGCGUUAAUACGGCAUUUUGUGUCUAAGGGUUACAAGGUAACUUGGCUUACCACUAUGAUAGAUGAGUAUUGGAAAGAUCAUAAGUUUGAUGGUGUAGAUAUUCGAGAAGUUGGGUUGAAGCUGCAUCCAGGAGAUUGGUGGAGCCAAAACGUUGCUUUGGGUUGGUACCUCGUUCUGAACAACAUCAAACCUGAUUUAGUGGUUAUUGAUCAUUCAGCAAGUUGUGUACCUCUCAUCAAGUGGCGUUAUCCAAAGUGUAAAGUCCUGUUCUAUUGCCAUUUUCCCCAACAGCUCGUCACACCCUCCAGAUUCUUUCUUUACAGGUGGUACUCAAAUUUGAUUGGUCUUAUAGAAGAACAACUUUUCGAGCAUACAGAUGUCAUCAUGGUCAAUAGCCACUUUACAGCCACUCAGUUCAGUCGUGUCAUGCCACGCAUAGAAAAAAGUAAGAUUCGGGUCGUAUAUCCCCCAUGUGACGUCGACUCCAUCGUCAUUUCGGCUGAAAAACCGACGAGCCGUCGGGAUCGUCCGCAGAACGAUGUUUACAUUUUCAUGUCGAUGAACAGAUUCUGGCCAGAGAAAAGGCUCGACAUCAUCAUCGAAGCUGCCUCAUUGCUGAAAAAGCGCGGGUACAAAUUCCUGGUGCAAUUGGCUGGCUCCGUGAUGCCACACAUCCCAGAAAGUCGGAUAUAUUACGAAUUGCUGCAAAAGAUGACUAGAGAUCUUGACGUGACGGACGUGGUCCACUUUAUCCCCUCACCGUCCGAAUGCCGAAAAUUCGAGCUUUAUCGGCAAUGCGAUUCGGCCCUAUACACGCCACCGAACGAACAUUUUGGUAUCGUUCCCAUCGAGGCAUUGGAUCAACGUCGACCUGUAAUCGUUUGUGAUAGUGGCGGUCCAGCAGAAACAGUGAUAGAAGACGUCACGGGGAGCAAGAUUUUGAAACCGACGGGGGAAUUGCUGGCCGAGGCAAUGGUGCAUCACAUCAAAAAGCAGGAAUGGCCUGCCCUCGAUUGCGACGAGACCUACGAAAAACAACGUGCUCGCUUCGACAGAGAUUUCUCACUACGAGGCUUCUGUGCGCACAUCGACGAAGCAGUCGCGCAGCUGUUUCCCGAUCUGGCAGCGAUAUCGUCUCGGAAUCGCCGUGCGCUUGCUUAGCCGCCCGAAUCGUUCGCGAUGGCAGCUCUAUAUUGUUGUGCGAUACCGCGUCGGUCUCACCCGUACGUCGGCGUUGCCGCUGGCACCGUCAUCCCCUAAACCAUUUUUCUUCCGUAGC
Messenger RNA from Cylicocyclus nassatus, 1555 nucleotides. Lineage: Eukaryota; Metazoa; Nematoda; Chromadorea; Rhabditida; Strongylidae. The record is from the annotation of a GenBank genome assembly.